Messenger RNA from Ascochyta rabiei, 1638 nucleotides. RefSeq lists its product as uncharacterized. The coding region runs from base 1 to 1638 and encodes 545 amino acids. Gene Ontology annotation, biological process: triglyceride biosynthetic process. Gene Ontology annotation, cellular component: endoplasmic reticulum membrane. The transcript has 2 exons. NCBI's taxonomy places the organism in Eukaryota, Fungi, Ascomycota, Dothideomycetes, Pleosporales, Didymellaceae. The record is from RefSeq and is a predicted model, not a curated record. Gene Ontology annotation, molecular function: diacylglycerol O-acyltransferase activity.
AUGGCUACCCUCACCCAGGCCUUGUCCACUGGACUCAGCCCCAUGGAGGCCAAUUCCACCAAACACCGCGGCCGCAGUGCUGACCAGAUUGGACAUGCUUCGACCGGCAGUACUCCAACCCACUCCAAUGGCAAUACUCCAACCCACUCCAAUGGCAAUACUCCAGCCCACCCCAAUGGCAACACUUCCACCCGGUCUAACGCCGCACCACGCAAGCGCAGCAAAGACAGCAAGUACCGCCACGUCUUUGCUACACACGCAGACACUCGCACCUCCUGUCUGAGCCACGACUCGGACAACACGCCCAGCUUCGUCGGCUUCAGAAACCUCAUGAUCCUGGUCUUGAUUGUGUCCAACCUGCGAUUGAUGAUUGUCAAUCUCCAGAAAUACGGCGUCCUCAUCUGCAUCAGCUGUCACGACUAUCGACGUUCAGACGUCAUCACCGGCCUGCUCCUCUACCUGCUUGUCCCUGCCCACCUCUUCGUCACCUAUCUCAUCGAGUUGCUCGCAUCGUGGCAAGCCAAGCGAGCCCACGCAAAAAUAACAGACGAAAAGGACGAAGACACGCCUGAAAAGUAUGCCGCCGCGUUGAGGAGCUUCAACUCCACCUGGCACACCGUCGCCUUCUUCCACAGCGUCAACGCCGUCUCGAACCUGUACAUUGCGACAAAGUACGUCUACUACGACAUCCACCAUCCCGGCAUCGGCACCCUCUGCGAGAUGCACGCCGUCAUCGUCUUCCUCAAGUGUGCCUCGUACGCCUUCACCAACCGCGACCUGCGUCACGCCUAUCUGCACCCCAAGCAAGCAGAGCCACUUCCUGCACUCUACAACUCCUGCCCGUAUCCCCAGAACAUCAACUUCAAGAACAUGUGCUACUUCUGGUGGGCGCCCACGCUCGUCUACCAGCCCGUCUAUCCACGCACCUCGCACAUCCGCUGGGGCUUUGUUUUCCGCCGCCUGCUGGAAGUCCUCGGCCUCAGCAUCGUCGUCUGGAUCGCCAGCGCCCAAUACGCCGCGCCCCUCCUCCAGAACUCGCUCGACAAGUUCCUCACGCUCAACCUCCCUGCCAUCCUCGAACGUGUCAUGAAGCUCAGCACCAUAAGCGUCUUCUGCUGGCUGUGCGGCUUCUUCGCCCUCUUCCAAUCCUCGCUCAACGCCCUUGCCGAAGUCAUGCGGUUCGGUGACCGCGAGUUCUACGGGCCUUGGUGGAACUCCAGCUCGAUACGUACCUACUGGACCACGUGGAACAAACCCGUCACCAACUUCAUGCGCCGCCACGUCUACUCCCCGCUCGUCGGUCGCGGCGUGCCUCCCCCUGUCGCCCAGAUCAUCGUCUUCCUCAUCUCCGGCGUCUUGCACGAGCUGCUCGUCGGCGUGCCAACCCACAAUGUCAUUGGCGUGGCGUUCGUUGGCAUGAUGACCCAGAUCCCGCUCAUUGCGCUGACCGACUAUCUUCAGAAGAUCAGGGGCAUCGACGGGAAAACGGCAGGCAACAUGAUCUUCUGGAUCAGCUUCUGCCUGGUGGGACAGCCGCUGGGCGCGUUGUUGUAUUUCUUCGCGUGGCAGGCCAAGUACGGGAGUGUGAGUAAGCAGUUCGAAGCGAGUAGAGCCGGGGGUAUGUUUUCCAGGCGGUAA